AUGGAAAGGAAUCCAGUGAUUCUGGCAAAUGGAACAAUGUUUUUCAUACAACCAAAUGGUGCCAACACAGUUCAGGCAGGCCAGGUAAUCCCUGGCAUGGUACAAGCUGUUCAAUAUGGAGGUCAGCAGCCUGGGAACCCCAGCAACUAUCCUCAACAGAACCGUCAAGUUUCAGAAAUGGAGAAAUUAAUCAUGGCGGAGACCAAAACUCUGGGGGCCAUCCAGAUCAUAAUUGGACUGAUAAUCAUUGGCUUUGGGGCUGUCCCAAUUUACCUUUAUGGAACUACCUAUUUUUCUUUGACCGGCGCUAUGUGUUACCAACUCUGGGCUGGGCUAUUUUUUAUUGCUUCUGGAUCCCUGUCUGUGACUGCUGAGAAGUCCUUGAAAGAUAUUGUGGUGAGAUAUACGUAUAAAUGCAUAUAA
Molecule: messenger RNA, 423 nt
Organism: Elgaria multicarinata webbii
Lineage: Eukaryota; Metazoa; Chordata; Lepidosauria; Squamata; Anguidae
Product: membrane-spanning 4-domains subfamily A member 8-like
Exons: 3
Coding region: 1-423 (140 amino acids)
Cellular component (GO): membrane
Source: RefSeq, a predicted model, not a curated record